AUAGACAAAGCAAUAUUAUGCUCCGUCUCUGUUGUAAGUCGCUGCCUCUCCCUAAAUUUUAGUUGAAUGUGAAAAAAAUUCGCUUGUUUUUAUUUCAUGAUUUUUUAAAUCGAAUACAACAAAACAACUCCGUUAUUUUGGAUGCAUACUAUAUUUUAUUAAUACUUACUGUAUAAGUUUCACAUAGAUACACCAUGAACGUUAUUCUGCUUUUGACAUCUAUCAUUGCUUUAAGCAUAGCUCAAGCUCCAGAAAAAUUUACCGGUAAUCCUUGCAUUUCUAAAGAAACAUGUGGUGAUUGCAUAACAGCUGAUCCAGAAUGUGCAUGGUGCUCACAAGAAGAUUUUACAUCUGAUGGAAGUAGAAGGUGUGAUUAUACAGGAAAUUUGAGAAACAAAUGUGCAGAUGACCAUAUAGUUAUGCCUGCACAGGAAAUGACAAAACUUAAGGACCAAGAGCUCAGCAAUAAGGGAGUGAAAGAAGGUGAAGCGAUACAAAUUAAACCUCAAGAAAUAAAUCUGAAAUUAAGACCAAAUUCUCCUUUUCCAUUAGUAGUAGAAUUUCGGCAAGCUGAAGAUUACCCCGUAGAUUUAUACUAUCUCAUGGACCUUUCAAAUUCAAUGAAGGAUGAUAAAGACAAGUUGGCAGAAUUGGGAAAUACAUUAUCUGGUGAAAUGGGGAAAAUUACAAGCAAUUUCAGACUUGGAUUCGGAUCAUUUGUAGAUAAAGUUGUUAUGCCGUAUGUUAGCACUGUCCCAGAAAAACUUAAACAGCCUUGCACUGAUUGUGCUGCACCAUAUGGAUUUUUGAAUCAUAUGCCUUUAACCACUGAGACAACAACUUUUGCAAAACUUGUGAGGGAUGCUAGAGUCUCUGGAAAUUUGGAUGCACCUGAAGGUGGAUUUGAUGCCAUAAUGCAGGCAGUUGUUUGCAAGGACCAAAUUGGAUGGAGAGAAAAAUCAAGAAAGAUGUUGGUUUUUUCUUCUGAUAGUGGCUUUCAUUAUGCUGGCGAUGGAAAACUGGGAGGUAUAGUAAAGCCUAAUGAUGGUUUAUGCCAUUUGGACCAAGAUGGCUAUUAUACUGAAAGCACUCAUCAAGAUUAUCCGUCUUUGAGUCAAAUUAAUCAUAAAAUACAAGAAAACAAAGUCAACAUUAUUUUUGCAGUGACUGCAAAACAAGUUCCGGUUUAUGAAAGACUGAGCAUUUUAUUGGAAGGUUCUAGUUCAGGAAAACUUGAAAAUGAUUCCUCUAAUGUAGUAGAUCUUGUUCGCAACCAGUAUGAUAAAAUUACUUCAGCUGUUGAAAUGAAAGAUAAUGCUGGAAGCAAUAUUGAAGUUACAUAUUACUCGACUUGUCUCGGGAAUAAAAAGGAAAAGACAAAUAUUUGCAAGGGUCUUAAAGUAGGAACUAAUGUGACUUUUGAAGCUAAUAUCGAAGUGACUUCUUGCCCUAAAGAUCCCAAGGAAUGGGAGCAAACAUUCCAGAUUUAUCCAGUUGGUUUAAAUGAAGCUUUAACAAUUCAUCUGGAAAUGAUCUGUGAAUGUAAUUGUGAAAAACCUGAAAAUGAAGAAAAAAAUAGUCCUAAAUGUACUUUUGGUAAUGGAACAUAUGAGUGUGGUGUCUGUAGUUGCUAUAAUAAUCGGUAUGGUCGCGAAUGUGAGUGUGAUGCUAAAGAUAGUGACCAGGCCACCGAUGAUAUUGGAUGUUAUUUUGGUAAUGAUACAAAACCAUGUUCUGGAAGGGGCGUCUGCAGAUGUGGUGAAUGUGAAUGUUACAAGCGUCAGAACCCGGAAGAAAAAGUUACUGGGAAGUUUUGUGAGUGUGAUAAUUAUUCCUGUGACAGAUCUGAUGGCAAAAUUUGUAGCGGUCCUGAUCAUGGUGUUUGUGAUUGUGGAAAAUGCAAAUGUAAACCUGGAUGGAAAGGAUCCGAUUGUGGAUGCAGAGAUACAAAUGAAACGUGUGUUGCUCCAAAUGGGAAAAUAUGCAGUGGCCAUGGGACUUGUGAAUGUGGUAAUUGCAAGUGUUAUGAUUCAGAAGAAGAAAGAUACAGUGGUUCUUUUUGUGAACGUUGCCCGACAUGUCCUCUAAAAUGUGAUGCAUUCCGAGAUUGUGUGGAAUGUCAGAUCUUUCCAGAUGACAAUGACGUUAAUCCUGAAAAUUGUUCUGCGUGCUCCUUUAUUACUAUUGGAGUUGACAAAGUGGAAGUAAAAGAAGAAGAAAAUGAGAAGUUGUGUGUAUUUAGAGAUGACAGAGAUUGCCAAUUUACUUUCAAAUAUAAGCUGGACGAAGAAGAUCAACCCAUUGUUCAUGCUCAGCGAACAAAAGAUUGUCCUGAACCUGUUAAUAUACUUGCUAUUGUCUUGGGAGUUAUUGGAGGAAUUAUAGCUAUUGGCCUGGCUCUCUUACUAAUUUGGAAAUUGCUUACAACUAUCCAUGAUCGACGAGAAUUAGCCCGAUUUGAGAAAGAAAGACAAAUGGCCAAAUGGGAUACUAGUGAAAAUCCUAUCUACAAGCAAGCUACCUCUACUUUCAAUAAUCCAAUGUAUGGUGGAAAACAAUAGAAGCUACACCAAAAUGACUUUUGUGUGAUGGGUGCUAAAAGAGUUUCUUGCAGUGGUUCAGUGAUUUUAAGGUUUUUAUAAAUACUGUGCUUAUGAAUAUUCUGAAAGGAGUGCUUAUAUUAAAGAUAGUAACUUAUGAUCGUUAAUGUUUGUAAUUUUGAAAAUUAACAUUAAGAAUGAAAAAUGUUUUUUUUUUUCUUAAAAGUGUGCCAAUUUCUUCUUUCUCAAUUCUCAUUAUUAUACUGUUCUUUUUCUUUCACUAAGUAUUAUUGUUUUAUGUAAUGAAUACAUGAGAUGUAAUAUAUUUUUGAUCUAUCUGUUGCCAUUUUUUAACAAUAGAAGCUACAGUGCUGGCCAAAUUAUUAGACUAAGACUGUUUUAAAAACAAAUUCUUUAUUGAUUACCCAACUAUAGACACAUUAACGAAUGGUGAAAUAAUUAUGUAAUAUUUAGUAUGCAUUCCUUUGUUCUUGAUGAGCAUUUUAAGUCUUUUUGGCAUUCUUUUCACAAGGCUUGCACCAUUUCUUAACUUUUUAAAAAAGGAGGUAAAAAAUUGUUUAUACUCACGAUUAUAUAUACUCACUAAUUACCUAAAACUAACUCUAAAUAUAACAGAACACACUGAUAAAAAGAACUAUUGAACUGUUUUAGCUGAUUGAGGUUAUGUUCCUGGUAGGUAGAUAAACAAAGAACAUAAACAAAGCAGACAGUGCUGCCACCUGCAAACAUUAAAUUAUGCUAAAAUAACAUAAUAAUCAGUGUACAGUAUGUACUGUACUUUAACAGUAAAAUAAAUAGUAUUUUAGUACAAAUAGUGUAAAAAAAAAAAGCUCUUUAGUCUAAUAAUUUGGCCAUCACUGUAGAAAUCCAUUUAAAGUUAAUGGAGCUGUCUAGUAGUGAAAUUUGAAGUUUGAGAGUCAAAAAACUUUUUCUUCUCUUCAGAGUAGUUUUGUUUCAGCCUAUUAUGCUGUGAAAUGUAAAAUGUCAUUUUCUUUAGUUAGCUAUUGUAAUUAGUAGAUAUCUCUUUUGCUUUUUAUCUUCAAAGUGCUUUUGUGAAUCUUUGUGUCAUUUGCUAACUUUCAGAGCUUGCUGAACUGUUUACUCGUGCAAUUACAAUGACACAUACUGCCAUUUUUACAAGAAUGUGUAAAAUUAAUGCUAUGCUUUAAACCUAGCUUUAAUAAGUAUAUAUUUAUUGAUUUAUAUAUUUUUUGCUUAGGAUGUUGGUUUGAGUGUUUAAAGUAACUAAAAUAGGUUAAUGAAAAUUAGUCAUCAUUGUCUUAUAUUUAGAGUAGUCGAUUUUAUUUUCAAAAUAUUAGUUUUCUAUAUAUAUGAUCUGUUAUCUUACAUGCAGUCAUGCUGUAGAGUUAAUAUCAAUCAAUGCAGUGUAAAAGAAGUUGGAUUUUUUCAAAAAAGUGAUUUGAUGUUUGUAUGCAUUGGUCAUGUACUAAAGACAUUUUUUGUAUAUACAAUGCAUUUUAUGUUAUCAUUUGUCACAUUUUUAAAUCUGUCAAAAAUGUUUUUAUUGCUUAUGAGUAUGAUUGUACUUAUUUUACAUAUUCUGCUUUCCUCUUGGUUAAACAUUUCAUACUUCUUAAGCUAUACAUGUUCAAAUGUCGUCCAUUUUUAAAGCAUUUCAAGAACUAUUUUUGCUACAUUUUUUUCCCUUAAUGUAUGUGUUGCAUUUGUUUUGCUUUGAAAAAUUUAGAUCUGAGCCGACAAUCAUUUCAUUCAAGAAAAAUCAUCUGAAUGUAUCAUUAUUACUAAGUGCCAUUAUUAUGUAUAAAUUAUUUCUGUACUAAUUCAUUGAAGUGUCAUUUUAAAUAUAGUCUCUAACAAAUUAGUACUGUUAAAGCAUUUACUAACCUAGGCAGCUUAAAAAGAUAUAUUUUGGUUAGUGAAUUUCAUUAUUUGUUAUAGAAGCUAAAUAUUUUUGGUAUCUAUAAAAUGUAGGUUAUUUUAUUAGUUGCAAAAUUUUGUUUAUUUAUCUUGAGCGGGCAACUUUGUGCUUAACUUUUUUCCUCUUACAUACAAAGGUUGAAUUAAAAUUUUGAAAAAAAAAAUUUGUAAUUGAAAUAUUCUGAAUUUUGAAUUGUUAUUAGAAAAAUAUUUAAUGGAAAUUUAUUAAACAAAUUUACAUGUGCCUGGUUUAAGUAUUAUUUACAAAGCAAGCAGCUUUGUAUUGAAUUGCUUGAUUCAAUUCCCCUCCCCCCCUCCUGUGACUUAGUGAAGAGGAAAAUAUUUCAUAAAUUUUAUUUGGUGAAAAGAAUGUGAUUGUAUUUUCCUACUAUGUUAAUAGUUUUUAUAUGGCUAUUUUUGCUUCAAUCUUGAAGUAUUUUGAGGAUCUGCUGACUAUUUUUUUUUGCUGUUUUUAAACUGUAAUUAUUCUUUUUUUUUUUCUGACUGAUCCAGAAUUCUCCUGAAUUGUGAUAAAUGCAAUUAUUUCCUCAUAUAUUUAAUGCUGAUUCAUAGCAAAAUAAUGAAACUUUAAAUAUUGUAUAAUAUAUAUAUAUAUAUAUAUAUAUAUAUAUAUAUAUAUAUUUGUAUAAAAAUACCAAAAAUAUAUGUAUAUAUUUAUCAGUGGCGAGAAUUAUGUGCUGCAUGUACAGACGUAGGUAUAGCCAUGAUCAGAGAAAAAAAAAGAAUAAUGAAAAUCAUAAAUCGUUUCUAGAUAAAAUGAUUUUAAAAAAAAAUUAAUCCUAAACAUUUCUUUUCCCCCCCGCACCUUUUGAAUGAAAACUAAUUCACUAAUAAUUUUCAGAAUUUGCUUUUGGCUGAAUGUCAUUCAGACAAGUAUUUUUCAUCCAACCACACCAAGCAAAACACACCAGCUUUAAGCAUACGCUUUGUCACCUGAAAUUUAGUGAUAAGGAAUAUAGGAGUGUAAUAUCAUCUCCCAGGGGGAAUAAAAGGCUUGUAUCAUUUCAUACUAUUAAGAGUCUUUUUCAUGUGGAAAAGAAAUUUUAAGAGAUCUGUCAAGCCCAAUUGUUUUAUCUUAAUUAUUUUGACUUUAUAAUAAAAGUUAACUAAAAAAAUCAGCUUAUAAAAUAUUAAAUAGAGGAGGGGUUUGAAAGAGGUGCAUAGUUAAGAUAUUGAAUGUUUGAAGAAAAAAAGAAAAUUAUUGAAAAAAAUACAGAACCUAACUUUUACGUAUUGUAGCAUAACAUUUAAGUUUAUUUUCCCAUAGCAAUGAGAAAUAUAAUUAUUUAGUUUUUUAACUUUGACAACCAGUCAUUCUUCUGAAAGAGUAAUAAGUUCCAAUCUCAUCUUGUGCCUAGUCCCUUAAGAUUUUGAACUUCAUUAUCUCCUUGCAUUUUAGUCGCAAAUGUUUCAAUUUUUUUGUGUUGGAAUUAUUUUUCAGUGGAGAUUAUUUCCCUAAAUAUAAGUAGCCUAGGGUCUAUAAAAAAAAGGAUUUCACCUUUUCACACUAAUUUUCUUUCUUGCUUCCAUUUUUUAAUAUCCUAACUCUGCACUUUUUUUUGAAAUUGAAAGUAUGUAUCUAUUACUAACAUAGAAGGCUUGCAGGUUAAAAGGGGAAACGCUGUAUAUGAAUGAAUGAAACUAACUCACAGUUGUUGACUUCAUCACUUACCAUCAGCUUUGGAAAAUUAAAUUGAUAACUUCCUGAAGAAAAAGAAAAUAAAUUGGUAAAUUUUGAUUAAUCACAAAAAAAAUAAAAAAUAAAAAAAAACUUUUUGUAGUUACAGGAUAUUGUUGUUCCUUUUGGAACAAUUUCUAAGUUCCAAGUAAGCCACGGAUAUUUGUAUACAUAUAUUUGUUAUUGUGUCUGUAACUCGAUAAUUUUACAAAAUAUGCUUAAAAUCAUGAUGUGUGAAGCACUUUUAAUAUGUAUUCCAUAUGGUGGAAAAAUACUCAUAUUUUCCAGUUAAUGCAUUUAGGAAGCUGCUUGUUUAUACAAAUUUAAUGAUCUAACUAUCAACUUAAAAUGAGAAAGAACAAGUAAAAUUUGCCUGAACUUCGGAUUGAACCAGGGACUUGGGUAUUACCAUUUCAAUUCAGAAUCCUCCAAGCUACCCAUGCACAAUGAAGCUAAAAAAUCAGUUCCUGUGCUUUUGCUUGGGUAGCUCAGAUGGCAGAGCAUUGGAACUAUGAUUCAGUUUCCUGGUUCGAUCUUGGUCCUAGGCAAUAUUCUUUCCUUUUUCUCAUGUUCAGUCAAUAAUUGCAAUAUUUUGAUAUGUCUGUGUGUACAGUAGCCCAUUAUUAUAUUGCACUCAUUAGGGGAUGAAAAAAACAAACAAUAAAUCCUAAAAUAUGGUUAUCACGACCUAUUAAAGAAUUAUUAAUGAUUUGUGCUCACACAAAAACUCCACUUGUUCUUAAAUUAGGAUGACUGGCUACACAAAGCAAUGCAAGAAAAUAACCUUUUUAAGAUAAUAUUUCUGAUGUGUUGUUGAAAUAAGGAUUGAAAGCUGCAACUUAUUGUAACCAAUUCAGAUGCAAAAAAAGAAAAAAAAUCUCUGCUUUGUUCAUCAACUGAAAAUAAGAGACAGAGAAAUUUUCCUGAGAUGUACAUUAUUUUUACUUCAGUGUCAAACAUUUAGAACAAGAAAUAGAGCAAGAUACAAAGAAAUGCUAUGAUCCAGCGCUUAAAUCCGGAAAUAAUGGUUAAAAGUUUUGUCUGUUUUGCUUCCCACUUGUUAAGAAAUAGGUUGCAUGUAAUAAGUACCAUGCGUAGGAGUUUUCUGCUAUUAAACCUGCAAUAAGUCAGUUGUUGGGUCCAUGCAAACAGCUUCUUUUUUUUUUCAGCAUUUAGCUUUUGGGGAAGCAAAGUAUGAAUAUCCAAAUGAGCUAUAUUAUAUAACAAAGGGUUAUUGUACAUACAUUUGUUGAAUUUCACUUGGCAGCCAAAAAUCUCUAUAUUAUUUGUCCUGAAAUGUUGUUUUCAUUAUUGUAUUUUUCAUAAAAUAGUUUGAAUUAAUACUGGAUCAAAUUAGAAUCUCAAUCAUUUCUAUUUAUUUUAUUCUACCAAGUCAAAUUUUAUGAAUAAAACUCUUCAGUUGAAUG
Uloborus diversus is the source of this 7586-nucleotide messenger RNA. RefSeq names its product integrin beta-PS-like (gene mys). Gene Ontology annotation, biological process: cell migration; integrin-mediated signaling pathway; cell-matrix adhesion. The record is from RefSeq and is a predicted model, not a curated record. Gene Ontology annotation, cellular component: focal adhesion; cell surface; integrin complex. Lineage: Eukaryota; Metazoa; Arthropoda; Arachnida; Araneae; Uloboridae. The transcript is spliced from 21 exons. Gene Ontology annotation, molecular function: integrin binding. Bases 195 to 2561 code for a protein of 788 amino acids.